This is a messenger RNA of Sclerotinia borealis F-4128, 3939 nucleotides long. The record is from the annotation of a GenBank genome assembly. NCBI's taxonomy places the organism in Eukaryota, Fungi, Ascomycota, Leotiomycetes, Helotiales, Sclerotiniaceae.
AUGGCGCCUCUUGUGGAUAAUCCUAUGAUUGCAUCUGCAACAUUGCAUAAUCCAUUGCCGCUUUGGUUGCAUACUUAUAUCUGGCCCUUUGUUAUCAUAUGGCCCAUCUUCUUUAGAUAUUAUCUCUCACAAGAUCUUUACGACCUGCAUAUCGGCGGACAGGAGUGGACCUUUGUGUGGUGUGGGACAAUUAUCACGGCGCAGAGUUUAGUAUGGCUGAGCACACAUUGGAACAUCAACCUGAGGGCUCUCUUCACCUCAACCUCUGCAAAGACUGUUUCGACCGCUCAGUUGGUCAAGGUAAAUCCAAUUACGAAUGCUGGCUCUGCGGAUUUCUGCAAAAUAGACAGGGACAAUGCUGGUGGUAAAAGCAAUGUCUCUUUCUUCUUUCAAAAGCGCCGAUUCCUCUACGAUUCAUCGAAGAAUUCCUUUGCCCCUUUGACAUACUCGAUAGAUUUAGAGCCCAAGCCACUUUUGGAGACAUAUCAAAAGUCUAGAGGUAUAGAUUCUGCAUCCGAGCUUUCCAGAAUUCAUCAACAUUAUGGCGAUAAUACAUUCGAUAUUCCGGUUCCUACUUUCUCAGAGCUAUUCAAAGAACACGCAGUCGCACCAUUCUUCGUCUUCCAGAUUUUCUGCGUUGGGUUAUGGAUGUUGGAUGAUUUCUGGUACUACUCCUUAUUCUCCCUCUCUAUGUUGGUAAUAUUUGAGAGUACCGUAGUCUGGCAACGCCAAAGAACCAUGACCGAGUUUCGAGGAAUGAGCAUCAAGCCAUACGACAUUUGGGUUUACCGAUUAAACAAAUGGGAGGAAACACAAAGCGACAAGCUCUUACCGGGAGAUCUGGUUUCCGUUGGACGAACCAAGGAGGAUAGUGGUGUAGCCUGCGACAUGGUUCUGGUUGAAGGAAGUGUCAUUGUCAACGAAGCUAUGCUGUCAGGAGAAAGUACUCCAUUACUGAAGGAUUCAGUCCAGCUCAGGCCUGCCGAUGCAGUCUUAGAACCGGAAGGUCUUGACAAGAAUGCAUUUCUUUAUGGAGGAACAAAAGUUCUGCAAGUUACACACGGAAAUACCGAAGAAGAAAGGCCCGAGAUCGCCUCGGGCGUUCCAUCCCCUCCAGAUAACGGUGCUAUGGCUAUUGUGGUAAAAACUGGAUUUGAGACCGCGCAAGGAAGCUUGGUUCGAACUAUGAUUUACUCCACCGAGCGAGUAUCCGCCAAUAACGCCGAAGCAUUGUUCUUCAUUCUUUUCCUUUUGAUAUUCGCAAUCGCAGCAUCUUGGUAUGUUUGGGAUGAAGGUGUCAAAAAGGAUAGGAAACGAUCCAAGCUUCUUCUCGAUUGCGUCUUGAUUGUUACUAGUGUCGUACCCCCCGAAUUGCCAAUGGAGCUCAGUCUUGCAGUCAACACUAGCUUGGCAGCUCUUAGUCGUUAUGCUAUCUAUUGUACCGAACCAUUCCGCAUUCCAUUUGCUGGCAGGGUUGAUGUUGCGUGUUUCGAUAAGACAGGUACCCUGACUGGAGAAGACUUGGUCGUAGAAGGUAUUGCUGGCCUUGGUCUAGGCCAUUCCGGUACCGAUACCCCUCGUGAAAAGGAUGGCGCCCACAGUCACAUUACUCCCGUUCUACAAGCUUCACUGGAAACUACGUAUGUGCUUGCCACAGCUCAUGCUCUUGUAAAAUUAGACGAGGGUGAUAUUGUUGGAGACCCUAUGGAGAAGGCUACAUUGACUUCUUUGGGUUGGACCCUUGGCCGAAAUGACAUUCUAUCUAGCAAAGUUCAAACCGGUGCACCUUUAUCCGCUGUCCAGAUCAAGCGUCGUUUCCAAUUCUCAUCUGCUCUCAAACGCCAAAGCUCGGUCGCCUCGUUAACCGCGACCAAUUCUCAUACUGGCAAGAAGAUCCGCUCUACUUUCGUUGGUGUUAAGGGAGCCCCAGAAACCAUCAUGAAAAUGUUGGUGAAGGUUCCUGCAGACUACGAAGAAACCUACAAAUACUUUACUAGGAAAGGAUCCCGUGUUCUCGCUUUGGCCUACAAGUACCUCUCUACCGAUUCUGAACUUGGCUCUGGUAAGAUCAAUGACCUGAAGCGUGAAGAAGUGGAGACUCAGCUCCAUUUCGCUGGUUUCUUGGUCCUACAUUGUCCUCUCAAGGAUGACGCGAAAUUGGCCGUACAAAUGCUCAAUGAAAGCAGUCAUCGUGUCGUCAUGAUCACCGGUGACAAUCCUUUGACAGCCAUACAUGUUGCCAGAGAGGUUGAGAUUGUGGACAGAGAUGUUCUCAUCCUUGAUGCUCCAGAACAUGAUGACUCGGGAGACAAACUUGUUUGGAGAAGUGUUGAUGACAGUAUCAGCAUUCCUGUUGAUCCUUCUAAACCUAUCGACAAGAAGAUCAUUGAGGAAAACGACUUGUGUGUCACUGGCUACGCUCUAUCCAAGUACAAAGAUCAAUCUGCUCUUUCCACCAUCUAUCGUUACGCAUGGGUAUAUGCCCGUGUAUCACCAAAGCAGAAAGAAGAGAUUCUGACCGGCUUAAGAGAUCUUGGUUAUCAUACCCUUAUGGCUGGUGAUGGUACAAAUGACGUUGGAGCCUUGAAGCAAGCUCAUAUCGGUGUUGCAUUACUUAAUGGUUCACAGGAGGAUCUCAACAAGAUCGCCGAACAUCACAGAAAUAACAGAUCGAAGGAGCUCUAUGAAAAACAGUGUCAAAUGAUGGGACGAUUCAAUCAACCAACGCCCCCGGUACCCGCAGUGAUUGCACAUUUGUAUCCUUCUGGACCUAAAAACCCACACUACGAGAAAGCCAUGCAACGGGAGGCCGCAAAGAGAGGUACUACCGUGGCUCUCAUGGAGACAACUGCCAACAAAACUGAUGCCGUGGAAACAAUUACUUCACCUGCCGCUCAAGCACUCAUUAAUGGUCAACAAAACAAGCCUGCCCUGAACGAUGCGCAGAAGAAAGCAGCUAGUCUCGCUGAUAAAAUGACUCAAAGCUUGAUGGAGGCGGAACUAGAUGAUGACGAGCCCCCUACAAUCAAACUUGGCGAUGCAUCUGUUGCUGCUCCAUUCACCAGUAAAUUGAGCAAUGUAAUUGCCAUUCCCAAUAUCAUUCGUCAAGGUCGCUGCACACUUGUUGCAACUAUCCAAAUGUACAAGAUUCUCGCUUUGAAUUGUCUCAUCAGCGCUUACAGUCUGAGUGUGUUAUACCUCGAAGGUAUUAAGUUCGGUGACGGCCAAGUCACAAUCAGUGGAAUGCUUAUGAGUGUUUGCUUUUUGUCAAUUUCUCGGGCCAAGUCUGUAGAAGGUCUUUCUAAGGAACGACCACAACCAAAUAUCUUCAACUUCUACAUCAUUGGAUCUAUCCUCGGACAAUUUGCAGUUCACAUAACCACACUCAUUUAUAUUGCCCGUUUCUGCGAUAAGAUCGCCCCACGUGACCCAGAUGUCGAUCUCGAAGGAGAAUUUGCUCCAUCUCUACUGAACAGCGCCGUGUAUCUCUUACAACUCAUUCAACAAGUCUCAACUUUCGCCAUCAAUUAUCAAGGCCGACCAUUCCGUGAAGCCAUAUCUGAGAACAAAGGAAUGUACUACGGUAUUAUCGGAGUUUCUGCAGUUGCAUUCGCGUGCUCCACCGAAUUCAUUCCCGAAAUUAACCAAAAGAUGAGGCUUGUGCCUUUUACAUAUAACUUCAAAGUAGUAAUGACAACUACGAUGGUUGUCGAUUAUGUCGCCUGUUAUAUUAUUGAGAAAGUACUCAAAGCACUUUUCAGCGAUUACCAACCGAAAGAUAUUGCCAUCAGAAGACCUGAUCAAUUGGCUAGAGAACAGAAGAGGAUUAAGGAUGUCAAGUUGGCGGCAUCGAAUGUGGCGAUGCAGGCGGAGGAGGAGAAAUCACGAAAGGAGGUCGAGGAGUUGGAGAAGAAGAUUAUGGCGAAGGGAAGAAGGUAG